UUCUUAGUUUGCGAGCCUCUGUAAACAAAUCGACAUAAGUCAGCUGAUUCCUAAAUUUUUUUAUAUUUGUGGAUUGAAAUUCUUCAACAGAGAAGUUUAUCGCGAAUUUAUUUAACAACAAACCCGUAUCCCUUAGCUAUAAUGGAUUGGAUUACUGUGCUAGUGCUAGUUGUAUUUAGUGUCCAAAUAACACAACAAGUUGAUUAUGACUGCAAUGAUCUAUUAAUGGGUCAGUAUCUAUGUCCAGAUCCAACUAAAAAACUGAUCGAUCCCAAAACGCAACAAUUUUAUGGGUGUACAAAAGAAAAUAAAGCAAGAGUUUGGUGCCUAGCUGUCGAUGGCAUAAAUUGCACGGAAACUGGCAAUAACACCUUCACGCGCGAAUUACCAUGCAAGUGGACAAAUGGUUAUCACCUUGACACCACAUUGCUGCUAUCCGUGUUCUUGGGUAUGUUUGGUGUCGACCGUUUCUACUUAGGCUAUCCCGGUAUUGGUUUGAUAAAGUUUUGUACAUUGGGUGGCAUGUUCCUGGGUCAACUAGUUGACAUUGUCCUCAUAGCUACACAAGUUGUAGGUCCAGCAGAUGGUUCAGCAUAUGUGAUACCAUAUUAUGGGGCGGGAGUAACAAUUGUGCGCAGUGACAAUUCAACGUAUCGCUUGCCACGCGAUGACUGGUGAAACAGAAGUAAUUAAUGUAGUAAGCAUUAAUGCCAUCUGAAGAGCUGGCAGGUAAAUAAUGGAUAAGUUCAAAAAUAUUAGGGAAUGUGGAACUGGAUUAGAUCUAGUGUUAAACUAAUUCUUUGUGGUUUGAUUGUUUGCAGCGUUAGUUGUUAAAGAUAACUGGGUUUUAGCAGUCUUAGAUUUGAAGCUGACUUUUUCGGUUUAGUUUACCAGCUCCAUAUUUGUAAAUGUUUAAUAUAAACUAUAAACCUGACUGAACUUGUGAAUAUGAAUGUAAAUUUAUCAAUAGUGUAACUUUAGUAAGUAGGUUUACGAAUUAAAUUAACAUAUACAUAUACUUUAAAUAUAGAAAGGUGUUGU
Molecule: messenger RNA, 1041 nt
Organism: Rhagoletis pomonella (apple maggot)
Lineage: Eukaryota; Metazoa; Arthropoda; Insecta; Diptera; Tephritidae
Product: TM2 domain-containing protein CG10795-like
Exons: 3
Coding region: 142-678 (178 amino acids)
Source: RefSeq, a predicted model, not a curated record